AGUAAAUGCAAUUUGGAGUACAGAAAAUAGAAAAUUUAUUGCGGAGGUCCUGUUUUAUUUCUAAAGCUUGGAAAUGAUACUGCUGAGGCUCUUGACAGUGUUUCUGCUGUGGAUGUGUUGUACUACACCUACAGCUUCUGCCGGAGCAGCUUGUGAAGACCCGCCUGUCAUUGAUUUUGGUGAAAUUGCUAGUGGGGAUAAAUCAGGAUAUGAGGAAAAUGACAGAGUGCAGUACAUGUGCAACCCUGGGUACACUCUGUCAGGCUCAGAAUGGGUGACGUGCCAUGAAAAAGUCUGGACACCUGGACCACCACAGUGUUUGGCACCAUGUACCAUUACAAAACAGCAACUGGAAGCCAGAAAACUACUUCUCUCCCACAGCCGCAUACGCACGUUUUUGAUUCAAAGUGGUCAGAAGCUGGAAUUUAUGUGCGUGACAGGAUAUAAACUCACAGGCAGUUCUGUGGGGAACUGUGUUAAUGGGCACAUGGAUUUUCCUUCAUGUGUCUCUGAUGUGACGUGUGAACCACCUGCCGAAAUUGUUGGUGGUAAAAUUCAAGGUGUUAAAAAGUCCAGGUAUUUGCCUGGGGAGCGAGCUCAGUAUCAAUGCUGGCGAGGUUUUCAGAUGACUGGGGAUUCCACGGUAGCCUGUCAGAACGGGACCUGGACAAAGCUGCCAACAUGCACAGGGAGAGGUGAUAAAUGCGGCCCACCUCCAGCUAUCGAGAACGGCGACUUUCUUUCAUUCCCACUGCGAGAGUAUGCACCAGGUUCCACUCUGGAGUACAAGUGUGCAAGUUUCUACACCCUAGAAGGACCUCGAUACAUUACAUGUGCUAUGGGGCAGUGGACAAAUCCCCCAGUCUGUUUAGUGGCAUGUACGGCAUCUGAAGAGGAUAUGGACAGAAAUAAUAUUGAGCUGAAAUGGAUCUCAGGAAACAAGCUGUAUUCAAGAUCUGGUGAUUUUAUUGAGUUUCAGUGUAAAAUAGGAUAUGUGCCGGACCCAGCAUCUUCUCCAUUCAGAGCACAGUGCAUAGAGGGGACGCUGGAGUAUCCACACUGCAAGCCGGGUCGGAGGUGUACGGUGCUUGAGAGUGAUAUGGAGGACAACAAUAUUAAGCUACAGCCAAGAAUGUCAAGGAGGUCCAGCUAUCUCUCUGGGGAAUAUAUUUACUUUGAAUGCAGAUCGUGGUGGCACCGAAGAACUUCGAACUAUGAAGAAUUUAGCGUACGGUGCUUGGACGGAGUUUUCAAGUAUCCUAGAUGUGACAGUCCCUGGGGAUAAACGGAAACGGCAUGAAGGCACCUGGUUGCAGAAGUGAAACAUGCCUCAACCAACCCGGUUACUAGAAUCCAGGCUUACACGGGAUUUUCUGGUUCGCUGUGCUUUGUCAGUAGCUUAGGCAGUGCUCUGUGUUUGAAUUCCUGAUACAGUGCUUUCUUUUUAAUGAUGUUGGCUGAUUGCGUUUCUAUUUCCUUUUUAACCGUUCUGUACUGAUUUCACUGCCACUUCUACUAACAAAAACAAUCGCGUCCUGAAACAGGCCGUCUUUGGUGUCCUACCGAGACAAGAAUUAAAGCCUGCAGGUAAUUUGAUA
This is a messenger RNA of Rhea pennata, 1598 nucleotides long. Its product is annotated as complement factor H-like. Bases 74 to 1285 code for a protein of 403 amino acids. The transcript has 8 exons. Lineage: Eukaryota; Metazoa; Chordata; Aves; Rheiformes; Rheidae. The record is from RefSeq and is a predicted model, not a curated record.